AUGCCUGGAAAAGACGUCAUCCGCGAAUAUGAUAUCGACAAACUACAAGUCCGAGAAUUCAGUACAGAAUCCAAGAAGAUGGUCUCUGAAAUUCUGGAAUUCGAGAGACUUUUGCUCGAGAACUCCACCAAUCGAAAGAUGUUCGACUCUUAUGAUCAGUACUCAGCGCAGCCAGCUGUCUCACAAGCACUCAAUAUAUCUACGCCACGUUUAUUGUCCUUGGCCAAACGAUGGCCCCACCUCCGUGAAUACGGAAUCGAUCUCGUCGAUUUGGCUAACGCGCAAGGAAGCUUGGAAAUUGACGCUCUCCCGAACGAGGCCCGUGAAAGGCUGAUCCUAAUGAUCUCACACAAACUCUCUUCCACAACUCCGAUCGCCGUAGGCGCUGUCGCAGUCCAUUUGGACGAGCAAACUUUACGAUCAAAGACUGCCAUGGAUGUCCUGGCUGACGCCAUCCGUACACAUGAAAUUCCGGAUUCGGAGAAGUUCGAUUUGCUCUGCCGUAUACGAGCGGCCACAACACUAGCGAAAGGGCGCGAGGUCGAAAGAGAAAAGCUUGUUCAUGUCCGCUUGAUUUCUAUCGCCAUCUUUGGACAUACGCACCCGGAAAGCCAAGCGUUGUCCACUCUCUUUUUGUUCCAGCCGGAUCUCAUCCCACAUGUUGCCGAGUUAUUGCAGGUCGGCCGCGGAAUUUCUGUUCACAUCCAAACCGCUUCCAUCGCUGCUCUGGACGCAAUGGCGCGGUAUCGGUCAAAGGUCCAUGAGGUUCUCACUUCGGUCAACGCUGGAGUCAACCACGGAAUCCUGAUGGGACUUUUACUCAAAACCAUAAGUGAUAUUUCAAGUCCCGACUGCAAGAUCCCUCAUAGUUUUGUUGAAGCGUUGCUGUCUUUUGUGACAUUUAUUGCCUCUCAUGCAUCAGGAGGCAACAUGAUUGUCAGAGCUGGCCUCAUUCCUUUGUUGAUCCAGAUCCUCGAGAAUCGACUACCGACGCGCUUACAAGUUGUGUCAAAGACGAUGCAACUUAUCGACAAUAUACUGUAUAGUUUUGCGAACGCCUUCACUGUGUUUUGUUCCUCGCAUGGUAUGGAAGCUUUGGUUGACAGAAUCGAGUUUGAGGUGGACCUUGAUAUUCGUGAACAUGGUGAUCAGCAGAAAUCACGUCAGAUUUUCGGAUCGCAUGGGGAGCUGCCUGUUGUACGAGCUGCUGUCCUUAAACACAUCUUGCGUUCCAUGCACCGUAUGAUGCAAUCAUCCGAGACAUUAGAAGGCUUGCGGGGCCUUAUCGAUAUGUCUAUUCUGAAAUCGAUCAAGAAAAUCAUCGAAUUCGAAUACAGAGGUCUCUUCGGACCAAGUGUCCUUCCUAUCGCGAUCAACAUAAUGGCUACGUUCGAAGCCGGAUUGCCCGAAAUGUUCUACAAGUCAAUCGAGCUCGGACUAGAACCGGCUAUCGAGGUGCUUCAAGCCAUACCAAAUGCUCUCGGAGCACUUUGUUUGAACGAAAUUCUUCUGGAAAAGGAAAAUGCAGUGCUUAUUGGUACAGCGGUCGACGAGCUCAUUCGGCACCAUCCAUUCCUCAAGGCUCCUGUCUUCCAGGCGCUCAAGAGUACUAUGGCAAAGAUAGAAGAACUUGGACAUGCCUAUGUUCCGCCCGAUGACAUUCGCAACUGGUAUCAGCUCACGGUCGCCCGACCUUCGUCUACUUCCGAAGAUGUAGACAAGAUGGAAGGGGUCGAAUCUUCGGAAGGAAAGGAGUCAUCCCCUCCGCCACCUCCGCCUUAUACAGCUGCGUUGCUUGAGCCCCACAGCGAGGAGGCCAUGAGGUUACAUGAAAAUAACAUAAUAUCGUUUAUUGACAUUCUUGGCAGAUUCUUGGAAGGUCUUUUUCAACACACCCCACAUUGUCGUGACUUCAUAUCUCAAACCAACGGCCUAGUUUGUUUGGGCAGGUUGUCCGCGCUACCAUGUCUCCCCUAUGAUUUUGCUAACAGCGUUGCCUCUGAUUCUAUGGUUCAAACAAUGCGCACCUUGACCGUGAGUGAGACACUUCAGCAGAUGUCGCAGCUUGUAAAAGAAUCCCUCCAAGCGACACAAGAAUUCUGGUCUGUUGAUACCGAGGACUCCAAAUUGUUGUCGCUUUUGGAUGUUACCGAUGAGGAAUAUGUCAAUAAGAACUUUUAUUUCCGUAACUUGAUCACACUUCACGUCCGGGUUACAUUACUUUCGGAUGUUUUCUCCACUGCUGGCUAUGCUCAUGGCCGGGGUGCCAUCAGUCUUCUUCAGAAUUUGAUGAUUAGUACAACGCCACAAGUAAUUGCAGACCUAGGUUCAUUACACCGGGCUGGAAUUUGGGAAAAUAUUGUGCUGAAGGCAGCCCUCGCUGCGAAAGGGAUAGAGGUGUAUCAAACCCCGAUACAAGGACCUUCCGUACCCGCUUCGGCGCCCAACGGUGCUGUUGAGAAUGGCGCGUCAACUUCAACAUCUACUCCUACGAAAGAAACACAUACCAGACACGCCGGACCAAAGGAGUUCAACGCCACAGCCUUAAAACAUAUCACACACGGCAUACCCACUGCUCUAUCACCGUUUUUUCAAGAGCAAUCGCAAAAGAAGCAGAUGAUCGAGUCUUCCGCAACAGUUGCGGAUGUGUUACUGAAGCAUUUAUCGGCUCAGAGUGACAUUGAAGACAAAUCCACCCUGUACAUCUACUAUGGUAUCAUGUUAGGCCUAGCUACUGUCCUCUUAAUCGACGAGCGUACCACCAAUCAUACCAUCUACACUGUACAGCUGUUAGCGUUCUACCGCGUAGGCGGCAUGAAUGCAGUGCUAAACGUUAGCCGGAGUUUCAUAUCCUCAAUUCGUUCCAUUGUCCCCAUUCACACCUGA
Messenger RNA from Lentinula edodes (shiitake mushroom), 2886 nucleotides. RefSeq lists its product as uncharacterized. NCBI's taxonomy places the organism in Eukaryota, Fungi, Basidiomycota, Agaricomycetes, Agaricales, Omphalotaceae. The coding region runs from base 1 to 2886 and encodes 961 amino acids. The record is from RefSeq and is a predicted model, not a curated record. The transcript is spliced from 16 exons.